CAUCUGGCCACACCCCGGGGAUCACUCAACAGCUCCGCCUUCUCGCCGGUGAUUGGCCGCCGGAACUGUAGCUCAGGAGAGGCACACAGGCGGCCAAUCACCAGCGAGGAGGUGGACCUUGGAGAGGAGGAGCCGAGCGGCAGCACGAAGAUCAAAGAAGAUCGAGUGAGGGAGCUGCCUGGGCGAGUGAAGAGAAGGAAGACAGCUGACCGGUAAGUCCAGAUGUGCUGGCUGUAGAUGGGAGAGGGAGGGAGGGAGAGCUCAGGCUGGAGCAGGGAUCAGCAAGGUAAGUAUCACUGGUGUCAGUGGGAG
Molecule: messenger RNA, 312 nt
Organism: Staurois parvus
Lineage: Eukaryota; Metazoa; Chordata; Amphibia; Anura; Ranidae
Source: the annotation of a GenBank genome assembly